Lathyrus oleraceus (garden pea) is the source of this 1165-nucleotide messenger RNA. Its product is annotated as FCS-Like Zinc finger 13. Bases 169 to 906 code for a protein of 245 amino acids. NCBI's taxonomy places the organism in Eukaryota, Viridiplantae, Streptophyta, Magnoliopsida, Fabales, Fabaceae. The transcript is spliced from 2 exons. The record is from RefSeq and is a predicted model, not a curated record.
GCGGGCUUAUUCCAAUACCAAAACCAUCCAUUAUUUUUCAACCCAUAACAAAAUCGCUUUUAUAAAAAGCCAUCACUCUCAUUAAAACCCUUCACAAAUUCAUUCUCAUUUUCUUCAAACAACAAUUCUAAUAUAACUCACAAAAUUUUAUAGAUCAUUGUUUUCAGCAUGUUGGGUAAGAGAUCCCAGCACUUGAUCCGAAAAUUUUCAGAAUUGUUAGUGUUCGGUGAAACUGCCACCGCGCUUUUGGACACAAUCGGAAGUCCAAGAAGCCCGUUUGAAAUGAAUUCAAGGAUGCAAAUUCAAUCACCGAAAUUUGGUGGUGGUGGUGUUGGUCUUGGAAUUGUGGUGGCUCUUGAUAAAUCCGAGGAAACCGGAUACGAGGUUGUUCCAAAACAACAUGUUUGUACAUCACCAAUCCCAAUUCAAAAGCAUCAACAGAAUCGAUUAUUUGAAAACGCGAUUCUUGUUGGAAGUCCUGAAGAUUACACGUACGUUACAUACCGUGAUGAAUCCAACAAACCCGUCACUAAGGUUUUUUAUGAUGCGGGUGAAGAAAGUGGAAUUUUGAGACAUGAUUAUUAUUAUAAUAAUAAUAAUACCUCAAAAAACAACAACAACAACAACAACGUUGGUGUUUUUCGAAGAUCCCCUCCAACACAAACUUUUCUGGAAGCUGAACCGUCGUUUCUCACUUUGGAUUUUCUCAAUUCCUGUCAUUUAUGCAAAAUGAAUCUAGAUGGCAAAGACAUAUUCAUGUACAGAGGAGAGAAAGGAUUUUGUAGCACAGAGUGUCGUUCGAAGCAAAUAAUGAUGGAUGAGAGAAAAGAGAAGUGUAGAUCAGAAGCUUCAAGUUCUUCAUACACAAAGGAUCAAAUGUUUUCAACAGGAAUUAUGGCACUUUAGCACUUUAUGAUUAAGGUUUAUACUAGAUAUGAAAAUUAAGAUACUUUGGUCUAAACCAAAAGGAAUUUUUGAUCGAAAAAGUUAUAGAGAUUUUGUUAAUUUUUGAAACAUAAUUAUAAUAAAUUGUUUCUUCUUUUUUAUUUGGCAAUUUUCUGUUGCAGAGGAUUAUGAACUUGGGAUCUCGAUUGCACAGAUUUUGUAUGUUCUGUCCAAAACAAGAACUUGUUUAAUCGGAUAUUUUCUGAUUUCGAAUUUUCUA